Molecule: messenger RNA, 3449 nt
Organism: Seriola dumerili (greater amberjack)
Lineage: Eukaryota; Metazoa; Chordata; Actinopteri; Carangiformes; Carangidae
Product: E3 ubiquitin-protein ligase RNF31-like
Exons: 24
Coding region: 123-3377 (1084 amino acids)
Biological process (GO): protein linear polyubiquitination
Cellular component (GO): LUBAC complex
Molecular function (GO): ubiquitin protein ligase activity; linear polyubiquitin binding; K48-linked polyubiquitin modification-dependent protein binding
Source: RefSeq, a predicted model, not a curated record
ACACUGCGCGACUGACGUGAGACGGUGUUCCGGAGGCCGUAGCCUGCGGCUCGGUGUCGGUGUUGACGGAGGACCGUGAGGAGCAGACCCGGGAUUUCACCGCUGCUCCCGGACAGAAGAGAAUGCCGUCUCUGUCGGAGCAGCUGCAGGAGGUGCGGAGUCGGGCUGAAGUGUGUCUGUACUCUGGGGGCCGGGUGGUGGAGGUGCGGGCCGGGGUCAUGGCUAUGGCCAAUCUGUCUUUACCGCCCUGCUCCAAAUACCGGCACAUCGCUGCAGAGACCAUGGUCAUAGAGAACAGCGUCGGCAGCAACAGGAAGGAGACUCUUGCGUCUCUCCAGCGUUUGUCUACAGCUCUGAACAUCCUGGAGAAGUACGGCUGUAACCUGACCAACCCCAACAGGCCAAAGUACUGGAGGACUGUGAAACACAACAACCCGGUGUUCAGGGCCACUGUCGAUGCUAUUCAGGGGGGGCGGGCAGUGCUCUGUCUCUAUGGUUACUCCAAUCAGCAGCCAGAUGGGCUCAGCUUCCCUGACGAUGUCACAGAUCCUGAUGUGGGCCGAGUUGCUGCAGUAACACUGGAAGUGAUGAGUCUGAGGAUGGAACUGGAAAUGCUUAUCAAGGAGGCGCACCCCCACCCUGAGUUCUAUGAGAGAGUCAUUCCUACACUGAGACACAAGGACGUGGGUCUCAAUACUGACGCUGUGGUCUACCACUCAGAGGGUCAGAGCAAGUCUCUAGCCUUCCCCCUCCACCAUCACUCCUCCAGGGAGAGCAGCCAUGGCCACUCCCUGUCGUCCAACCACCAGAGCCUCAGGUCCAUCCAGGUUUUUUCCACCUCCUCAAACAAACACCCAGAGAACUGCACCAUCUGUGGAAUAUUCAGAAUCUCCGCCCACUGCCUCACCUGCCUCCAGGGCCUCUGCUCAGAGUGUGACAGACUGUACCACUCCUACCCUGAGAGGACCAACCACCGUCGAACAACCGUCAACUCAUCAUCGUCGUCGUCAUCAUCAUCGUCCAAAAACCGGAGCUGUCACAGCUCUUCCACCUGGAGUUGCCUUCACUGCACCAAAGUCAACUCUGUCCAGGAUGUGCUGUGUGAGGAGUGUGAGCGCCCCCACCUGGAGUCCAUCAGCUGUAAAGCAGAUGACUCUCAGCCUGCCACCAUCACGGAGUGGCAGUGUAAGAGCUGUACCAUGGUGAAUGCAGCCAGCAGUGUUCUGUGUGAGGUGUGUGAAAGACCUCGUUUAGCCACACGACCUCCAGUGACCCCAUCACACCCACCCAUCACCCCCCCCAGGCCACCAGCUCCAGUACUGGGCAUGCCCGGUGACCCUGACAGCCAGUGGGUGUGUCAGUUCUGCACCUAUCUGAACUACUCUCCUGCGACAGUGUGUGAGAUGUGCGACCUGGCUCGUCCAGAGCCAGCACCGCUGCCCGCGAAGCUCCGCCCUCCCUCUCCCGUCAGACGGGUCCCCGCCCUGCCAAUCAAACCCAAAGAGCCCGCCCCCGAAGACCUGGACACUUGGAGGCAGAGGCUGAUGAAGGAGGAGGGGCUGAAGCUGAUACAACUGAUUAGAGAUGGGGAGAAGAAAGGCGUGAGUCCAGAGGAGGUGUACACGAGCAUGAGGGUGGCUGGGGACAGCAGCAUCCUGCCCUGCAAGUGGUUAAAGACGGAGCUUCCUCUGCUGUUAGACCAGGUCAGGAUGCUGGUGGCGACAUCCUCCCCGACCACAGCAGAGCACACAAACAGGUCAUGUGAAGCUCCUGCUGAGGAUUCUGGGAAAGAGGCGUACCCUCCAGAGACAGAGAGCGUGGUCCAGCUGUCCAGAGCAGAGGCCAAGCAAGCCUGGCUGACAGCAGGGGGCGACACUGAGAGAGCUGCCAAACAGGCCCUGAGAGACCGACUCGCCAAGGUGAAGGAGCUGUGUGCGCUGGGCUUCAGUGAUGAGGCUCGCUGCCAUGAGGUGUUGAGACAGAGCGGUGGUGAGGUGAGAGGGGCCCUGGCCCUGCUGCAGCGACCCCUACUGGAGCCCUUCCACAACCGCAUUUGGAGUGACAAGCCCGAGCCUCCUGUAGACAUCCAUCACCCUGACAAACAGCGGAUAUGUCGGAGGCUACUGGCGGUGUACGAUCUUCCCAGCUGGGGUCGCUGUGAGCUGGCGCUGUCGCUGCUUCUGGAGCACAGCGCCCCCUACUCACUGGAGGACGUAGUGCAGGCUGUACGAGAGUCCCACGACAGGGAGUUUAUCAAGAGAGUGCUGGCUAAAGAGUGUCCCAUCUGCCUCUCUGUCUUCCCCCACAGCAAGAUGCAGUCCCUGACAUCAUGCCAGUGUUCGGUCUGCUGUGGUUGUUUCCAGCAGCACUUCACCAUCGCUGUAAGGGACAAACACAUCAGGGACAUGGUGUGUCCAGUCUGCUGGGAGCCCAACAUCAACGACCCUGAACAUCUCAACAGCUACUUCUCCACCCUGGACAUCCAGCUGCGAGAGUGUCUGGAGCCAGAGGUCUAUGAGCUGUUCCAUAAGAAGCUGACAGAGCAGGCUCUCAUCAAGGACCCCAAGUUCCUUUGGUGCUGUCACUGUUCCUAUGGGUUUAUCUAUGAUGGAGACCAGCUGAAGGUUACCUGUUUUCAGUGUCGCAACAGUUUCUGUGCUCAGUGUAAAAAGCCUUGGGAGUCCCAGCAUGCAGGUCUGUCCUGUGAACAGUACCAGUCAUGGAAGAGAGAGAAUGAUCCAGAGUAUCAGAAGCAGGGUCUGGCUGGAUACCUCAGAGACAACGGCAUCACCUGUCCUAACUGCCGCUUCCAGUACGCGCUGUCUAAAGGAGGCUGCAUGCAUUUCUGCUGCUCACAGUGUCGUUACCAGUUCUGCAGUGGCUGCAACAACCCUUUCCACACUACCUGUGCCGUGGAUGAGUGCAGUGUGUCUGGACUACAUGCCCAUCAUCCCAGAGACUGCCUCUUCUAUCUGAGAGACUGGGAACCUUCCAGACUGCAGGCUUUACUCCAGAAUAAUGAAGUGGCCUUCAACACUGAACCUCCUCCUGGAACACAGACAGGUCUGUGUGGAGUGAUAGAGCAGAAGGAUGAGGGAGGGCAACAGCCGGACUCAGCCUGUGGAGCUCAGACCCAACAUGGACACGCUGGACUCUGCGAGAAGCAUUACCGGGAGUACCUGGUCAGCCUGAUCAACAGCCACUCAAUCGACCCUGCCCCCCUCUACAGCUCCAACGAGCUGCUGUUGGCCUGCAGGAGGUACAAGGUGGACGACAACCGCAGGGACGGAGAGGACGGCUUCACCUACUACAGCAGACUGCUCGAGAAACUGAUGGACGAGGUCCCCCUCGGUGACAAAGUGCCACGCAAGAAAUAAUGAACACCUCAAUUCCUCUUUCUUGUUUCCUGCAGCUGUGAUCCUGUCGACCUUUCAAAUUAAAACUCAGAC